AGUGAGAGACGAUGACGAUCAUGAUAAUCUGUACAAUGACGAUGUGGUUGAGCAUAUUCCAAUGUCGAUAAUCUUACCGCAAUUACCGUACCUCACUGAAAUGUCCUUGAACAUGGGCAUGAUCUAUAUGGACGAUGGUUUCGAAUGGAGAGAUUUCGACUUGAGGAAUUGGAUUUUUCACAUUGCAAGCUAUUCGAUUUGGGUGCACAAGCGGUCGCUGAAUUUGUAUCGUUACACGGACGAUUGAAAGUACUUCGCUUGGUCAACAAUAUGAUCGGGGCCGAGGGUAUAGCUGGUAUAGUUUAUGUUUUGUUAGAAAGGGAAUCAAUGUUGAGUCAUCUCGAUUUGAGAUUGAAUCCAUUGGGUGAUGCCGGUGGUAUUCACAUUUGUGCAUUAUUACUGAGAAACAAGCACGUUGAGAUUCUAAAUGUCAGCAGUUGUGAAUUAAGCUCAGCCAACGGAGAUGCGAUAGCUGAGAUAUUCAAGGAGUCUACGGAUAUAAACGUCGAAACGUUCGAGAUUGAUCUGUCAAAUAACAAUUUCGGUCCAAUAGUUGGCAAACUGUUCGAGAAGGUCGUUGAGGCCAAUAAAUAUAUCAUUGGAUUCGACGCAAGAAUGUGCAAUUUCACGAAGGAAUCCGAGUCCUCGAUAUGGCAAAGUGUACUUAGAAACAAGAAAAAAAGAGCACAAGAAAAAGUAUCUGGCGUACAACAAGGAAGUACUCCACGCUCGUUAUCACCUCGCUUGAAUCCCGAGUACCCAAAGAAAAAUGAGACCGAUGAUGACAUCAUCUCUAUCGAAGAGAAGAAAAAGACAAUUUUCAAUAGUCAAAUUCAAGUCAAUCAAGUCAAAUCUACGGAGAGUGUUUAUCCGAUUGAAGAAAAAAACAUGGCGACGACCAAUAACUUUAAUGAAGUAAAUAUUAAAGAAGAAAAUCAAAACGAAGUUCCAUAGAAAUAAAUUAUAAUUGUAAAAUUAUUUUAUUGUAUUAAAUGAUACUUCAAUUUGAUAUAUAUAUA
Molecule: messenger RNA, 1019 nt
Organism: Vespa mandarinia (Asian giant hornet)
Lineage: Eukaryota; Metazoa; Arthropoda; Insecta; Hymenoptera; Vespidae
Product: dynein regulatory complex subunit 5
Molecular function (GO): protein binding
Source: RefSeq, a predicted model, not a curated record